AUGGAGCGUUGUGAUUUUUGUAUAAGAAAAAAGUUGAAACCCUUAGCAACUCCAAGCCGUAACCUUCCAAAAACUUUUGUUUCUCAAAAACAAGUUAAUCUAAGUCUAAUUGAAUCAAGAGCUAAGAGACUUUUGCAAAGGAACCUCAGAAAAGCAAGAAGUGAGGUUAAAGCUACAUUUAUUAACAACAAUACCUUAACACAAGAAACACCAUUACUUGAAGGUUUCAGUUUGGAAAAUAACCCAGAAAAACAGCCAGAUUCAACUACAAUAAAAAGCAAUCAAGACAGCAAUCUUUUCAACACUGGUUAUUUAGUCUUGCAAGAUAACAGUCUAUUAGAAUGCAAUAUUUUGAACGAAGACAUAUUUUCUGCUGACAGCCACAAUCCCAGUCCUUUGUUACCCAGCGAUAAUAGUUUUGACUCGAAUGUGUUUCUGGCUGCAAAGUCACAACUAAACACUGAGCCUGUUAUGUCAAAAGUAAUAGAUGCUGCUACACAAACCAGCAUAGAUGACAGUGAUCCUAUUCUCAAAAGUAAGGUUGACGUAGGAGUCCAGGUCAUGCCAUAUGAAAUAAAAAAAUUUUCAAUUGGUGAUCGUUUGAAAACAUAUGAGCAUUUAAAUGUAUUUACUGGUAUUGGAUCUUUCAAACUAUUGGACUCCCUAAUAACAUGCAUGUCAAGAUUAAAGCAAGAACAAGGCAAGAAUAGAUAUACUCUUCCACACAGAGACAGAAUAUUAUUAACAAUGAUACGUGUUAAGUUGAAUAUUUCAUACACCUGCCUUUCAGUUUUUUUCUCAAUAUGUCCAAAUACAUGUAAGAAUGUAUUUUUGGAAACAAUAUGUGAUCUUAGUAUCAUUCUUUUACCAGUGAUCAGAUGGCCACCCAAAGAAGAAAUAUUGAAGAAUAUGCCUCAAUGCUUUCAAAAGUAUACAAGUACUGUUGGUGUUCUUGAUUGUACAGAAAUGAAAGUUGAAAAAGUGCAUUGUUUGACAUGCAAAAUUCGUACCUUCUCAUUUUAUAAAGGAGGUAACACUAGCAAAGUUAUGAUAUGUAUUACACCUUCUGGAUUUAUAUCAUAUGUCAGCUCUUGUUAUGGUGGCCGUUCAUCUGAUAAGCAAAUUUUUAAUGAGUCAGAUAUUGUGCAAAAAAAAACUAUGCCCAAUAGAGACAGUUUGAUGGUAGACAAGGGUUUUCUCAUUGAAGCUGAAUGUACAUUAGCUGGAGUCAAGUUGAUAAGACCACCUUUCUGCAAGAAUAAAAAAUUAACACGUGAUAAAAGUCAUGAGACAGCUACCAUUGCUGCAGCACGAGUACAUGUAGAGAGAACAAUCCAGCGUAUCAAACAGUUUGAAUUAUUAAAAGGAAUUAUUCCUCAUUACUUGGUCAAAAGUUUGGAUUACAUCUUAAUUACUGUAUGUGGCUUAGUGAAUCUCAGCCCACCUAUUUUAGGAGAAGAUAAAUUUUUAUAA
Molecule: messenger RNA, 1473 nt
Organism: Phymastichus coffea
Lineage: Eukaryota; Metazoa; Arthropoda; Insecta; Hymenoptera; Eulophidae
Exons: 3
Coding region: 1-1473 (490 amino acids)
Source: RefSeq, a predicted model, not a curated record